AUGGCGGCACCAGCCCCAGCACUCUGCCUCUUUUUACGUAGAUGGGACCAUGACAGCUCCAUGGCAGUGGUUGAGAAAUAUGAUUAUGCGUUUCCAGAAAAUGGAAUGGUAGCAUACAAAGAUGACAAGCUCUUGUGUAAACAGAAUAUUCAGAGUCACCUGGGUGAGGCUCUAAUCCAAGAUUUAAUCAACUGCGGUAUAAGGUACAUCGCAAAAAUUAAACUCCUAGACUCAAGCUACCAAAACAAGAAGAGGGGUACUUUCAUUGAAUUCCACAAUGGGAUGUUAAUUGUGUCCCCUAUUAGUAGGAGCUGUAGCCAGGAAGAACGCAUUGAGUUCUAUGAAGUCAAUAAAAAAGAAACUAUAAGACAAAAAUUUGUAGCUGAUCUACGGAAAGAAUUUGCAGGAAAAGGCCUCACAUUUUCCAUAGGAGGCCAGAUCAGCUUUGAUGUCAUUCCUGAUGGAUGCAACAAGAGGUAUUGCCUGACACACCUGGAAAAUGAUGGUUAUAAGACCAUUUAUAUCUUUGGAGACAAAACCAUGCCAGGUGGCAAUGACCACAAGAUCUUCACAGACCCAAGAACCGUGGGCUACAGCGUGACAGUGCCUGAGGACACAUGCAGGAUCUGUGAGGGGCAUUUCUUCUGA
Molecule: messenger RNA, 648 nt
Organism: Otolemur garnettii (small-eared galago)
Lineage: Eukaryota; Metazoa; Chordata; Mammalia; Primates; Galagidae
Product: phosphomannomutase 2-like
Exons: 2
Coding region: 1-648 (215 amino acids)
Biological process (GO): protein N-linked glycosylation; mannose metabolic process; GDP-mannose biosynthetic process
Cellular component (GO): cytosol
Molecular function (GO): phosphomannomutase activity
Source: RefSeq, a predicted model, not a curated record